This is a messenger RNA of Oreochromis aureus, 3908 nucleotides long. RefSeq names its product OX-2 membrane glycoprotein-like. The transcript is spliced from 6 exons. Lineage: Eukaryota; Metazoa; Chordata; Actinopteri; Cichliformes; Cichlidae. Gene Ontology annotation, molecular function: cell-cell adhesion mediator activity. The coding region runs from base 2399 to 3268 and encodes 289 amino acids. The record is from RefSeq and is a predicted model, not a curated record.
UUGAUUUAUUUAAAAUUUCUACAAGAAAGGUUUUAGAAAACAGAUUAACAGAUGUACAUCUUUGAAUGCCAGCACAUAUGAGGUAAUUUGUUGGGGAUAUUUUCACAUGAUAUGUUUAUUAUUGAAUGGCACAUAUAUACAAGGUGUAAUUUGGACAUGCUACAAACAAGAAGAAGAAAAACAAAAAAGUUAGAGCAUCAAGCUCAGACUUCAUUCAUUAGGGUUUACAUUCACUGUAGGGGUGGUAUUGGUUUCCUCCAGACAUGAUGCUUGGCAUUCAGGCCAAAUACUUCCAUGUUUGUUUCAUCUGACCAGGAAAUUCUGUUUUUCGUGAUCUGAGAGUCCGUAACACGCCUUUUGGUAAAAUUGAGGUGUGUUGCCAUGUGCUUAUUUGGACCUUCAUACUGCAUAAAUGUUUCUGUACACUUCCCUACAAUCCUCUCUCAGAGACAUACAAACAGUUCCUUGGACUUCAUGGCUUGGUUUGUGCUCUGUCACCUAUGCGACCUGAUAUAAACCGGUGUGUGCCUUUCCAAAUCCUGUCCAAUCAACUGAAUUUAUCAAAGGUAUACAAAUAUUUGACAGAUGAUCAGACGUAACAGGAAGCAUCUGAGCUCAAUUUCGAGUGUCAUAGAAAAAGCUGUGAAUAGUUAUGUAUAUGUUAUAGUUUUGGUUUUCUUUGUAAUAAAUUAGCAAGAAUUUCAAGCAAACAUUUUCCCUUUGUCACUCUGGUGUAUUGUGUGUAGUGUUUUGAGAUGAAAAUGAACUGAAUGAGGCUGUAAAAUGAUAAAAUGUGAGACAAAGCACUGUUAUUAUGUUCAGAACAGACUGUUGGAAAGAGAAGUGCCUCUUUAUUUAUGGUGACCAGGCUUAGGAGACAGAGGUAUCUGUAGACGGUUACUCUGCUUAUUCACAUUUCAGAAAUGCUCCAGUGCGAUAAAACAAAGCGAGUAAAUUGACCAUUCUUCCAUCAACCAUAUUUACUUAGGCUGCCUCUACACUCUGAAUGUUUAUAGUCUGGUAAGAUGUAGUUAGAAGGAAUUACUAGAAGCUAAUGUCUUGCUGUAGUUCCAGGAUGCACGUGUUUCUAUUAUUAUUAUUGCCUUUCACGCUGUUGCAGCUACUGUAUAUGAUGAGCCUUUGACAACUGAAAAACAUAAACACGCACUUACAACGAGCGUAUGGUGAAUCUACUGUGAUCUGUGACUGAACCUUCCCUGCAUCGACACAAUCAUCACUACCAGCCAACUAAUGUGACGAAAUCUGAGUACCCCACCUGGUGGUAUGCACCGAGCAUGACAAGCUCGGAGUUAAUCAGCCUUAGAUUACAAACGAAUCUCUGCACAGACCAGCAGCAGGAGAAGAGUAGCAAAAAAACAAAACAAAAAGGAAAAAAAUGCCAAUUGAAAAGCUGAGAAACUUGAAACUGCAAAUAUAAAAAUAAUAAUUAAAAAAAAAAACUCUCCGGGAACAUUAUUCACGCUUAAGCAACCGUGUUCUCCCUUGUUUUUGUCUCGCUCGCCAUAAAUUGUUCAGCCAAUUAAACAUGUGUGAAUGGCAAAUGGUGUUUCACGUGUGUAGGUGUUCUGACAUUAAGAUGGAAGUAAAAAUUAUACAACCGGUGUGUAGGAUUGUGCUGCUCUUGACCCAUCAGCCAGAGUGAAGUUCUAGCAGACAAAGAGCUGAAGAGAAACCGAAAGUUACGAACAAUGAAACGUGUUCAGUGCAGCCGCUGUCUGUACUUUUUAUGCUGUCUUGUUAUUAUUUUAGAUUUCUGUUCUUCUCCCGCUCCUCGUGAACUCAGCCGUCGCUCCCUUCACUAUUCCUGUCCACUUGUCAAUAAAUCAGCACUCGACCAACGCACAGGUCAUCGCUGUCCACAGACAUGCAGAUGGUCUCUUGGAAGACUGCACAUGAGCAUGACUGAGGAGGGUGGAAAGCCCUCUCUGCUCUCUGUCCGAACAGAACGAUUUAAGCGUAAUUUAUUGUCCCCAAAUGUGUCCGUGUGCAUUCACGUCUCCGUUUGGACAGCGAACUGACAGCUGAUGGUGAAGCUGCUCCGACUUUCAGAGGUAGAGGUGACGUGACGGUUGAUAAUUUGGAAAAGCCUGUCCUUCAACUUACCGGGAAAACGUGUACGAAUUUGAUUGGAUCAAAGUUUAAACCGCGUGUGGACUGUACUUUAAUAAAAGUGGAUGCAAACACGCGAUACGUGCAUUUUAUAUCAUGUUUUAAAGUUGUAACUCGCCAUUAUGAUAAUAUUUACAUAUGUAUAAUUAUUAUUUUUUAGUUAUGUUGUUAAGUGUUCAUAUUUCUGUUUACAGUUUACCCGGAACUGCAGAAGGGGUGACCUGAGGAAGCAAAAAAAAAAAAAAAAAAAAAAAAAAAGAAUGAACGAAUGAAUGGAGUUGAAUGGAGUGACAAGGAAAUGUCCUUCUUCCGAAUUUUAUGUUAUAUUAUCGCUGUUUUUAUUUCUGGAGCCUUUGACAAAGGCCAGACAGCAGUGAUCCAAACACAGCAGACUGUGCUGGCAGCAGUGGGAGAAGAUGCUGAAUUCAGCUGUCAGCUCUUGGAGACUAAAGAUGUCCUUCAGGUCACAUGGCAGAAAAUCUCCCAUGAUGUGGAGACAAAUGUUGCCACCUACAACAAGUACUUUGGUCCAAGAGUGAAUGAUGGCUUUACAGAUAAAUUUAAGUUUAAACAUACUGGACUACAGAACUGCUCCAUAGUCAUCAGGAAUGUAAUGCAGCAGGAUGAAGGAUGCUAUCACUGUCUGUUUAACACUUAUCCUGAAGGCUCCUUCACAGGUACACCCUGCCUCCAUGUCUAUGAGCUGCAUGAACCUGUUGUUGAUGUCAGAGAGUCAAACUCUACUGAAGAGUGGGUUGUUUCCUGUUCAGCCACUGGUCGACCUGCUCCCACUGUAACACUCAGUGUCUCACAACAACACCUCAACUUCUCACAGUACAACACUGUCAGUGUGUCCAACACCAACGCUACAUUCACUGUCACCACUACAGCUGUGCUCUCAGGUUCACGUAAACACAGCACACAGGUGGGAUGUGCAGCACGAGUGCUCUCUGCUCCUCACAGAGACGUGAUGGUGACGAUUCAUUAUAAUGGUGAUGAUGAUGAUGGUUUGGAUAAGAAGUCAGCAUCUAAUCACAGACAAUUAGGAGCCAGGAUUUCAGUCAUUCUGUCCUCUCUAUUGUUGGUGGCCUGUGUUACUGCACUCUUUUUUUUCGGGUAUAGAAAAAGAAGAGUGUAGUGAAAGGGGCAGACAACCGCAGACCAGAAACCUCAGAGCAGAAUUGGAUCAUUUUCAAUCAAAUGAGGUGACAUUCAGCGCAGAAGGCAAGCGCCUCCUAAGAAGUAUCUUUCUUGAAUACAAUGGUGCUAUUUUACAAUGUUUAUUUCAGUACUUUGUUCUGUUUAUUUAUUCUUUGUUUUUCUUUGAUACAAGGAAAAUGGUGCUGUUUAUAAAAAGUCUUGUCUUGGUCUUUUGUUAGAUAUUUAAACAUUAAGUUACUUGAAAUGAGAACUGUGAAAAUGAGCAGGAGUGACUAACAUCAAACCUUUCUCAUCAAUAACUUCGAUUGCUAAAUUGAUUUUAGUAAUGAAAUUGAUACUAAUGCAAAUAACUACAAUGAAAACUGCACUGUGCCUUUGUAAAUGUCAACACAUUUCCACCUGAAAUCACAGAAAAUGGCAGCUGGAGGUCUCUGUUUGUUCACUGUAAACAUGUUGAGCUCAAUUUAUCACUACUUCUAUUGUUAAAAAACCAACACAUACAUGUGUUCAGUUACCCAGACCAGAAAUAUUUGUCACCUUAGUAAUGUAAGACCAUCCUGGUGCUGGUCAAGUAUUGUUUUAAUACAUUGCACUGCUUAUCAAAAAGUGUAAAGAGA